Molecule: messenger RNA, 693 nt
Organism: Strongyloides ratti
Lineage: Eukaryota; Metazoa; Nematoda; Chromadorea; Rhabditida; Strongyloididae
Product: GTPase RhebL1
Exons: 3
Coding region: 1-693 (230 amino acids)
Biological process (GO): small GTPase-mediated signal transduction
Cellular component (GO): plasma membrane
Molecular function (GO): GTP binding; GTPase activity; GDP binding
Source: RefSeq, a predicted model, not a curated record
AUGGCAAAAAUUUCAUUUAAUAAUGAUAAAUAUUUUACGAAAGAAAAUAAGAUAAUAAAUACUAUUGAAAAUAAUAAAAUAGAUGAAAAUAAUUGUUUAAAAUUGUUACCAAAAGAAGAGAAGGGUAAAGAAGUUUUUCUAAGAAAGUAUUGUUUAAUAGGUGCACCAAAUGUUGGAAAAACAUCAAUAAUUCAUAGAUUUGUAUAUAAAAAAAAUCCCGAUUUAAAUAAUUCAUUAUUUGAAAGAGUACAUUUUAAAUCAUUUAUUUAUGAUAAUCAAAUUUACGAUUGUAAAUUUGGUGAUACUAAAGGUUAUGAAACAGAUAAAAUUGUUUCAUAUAAAUAUCCAUACUUAUGUGAUGGAUAUUUUUUAGUAUACUCAAUAGAUAAUCGUCAAUCAUUUGAAUUGUUACCAAAACUUUAUGAAAAAAUUUUAGAUAAAUUUGAUAAUACAAAUAUACCAGUAAUUGUGGUUGGAAAUAAAAAUGAUUUUAAUAAUACAAAUCGAGUUGUAUCUCUUAAAGAAGGAGCUAUAAUGGCUAAGAAAUUUAAUAAUUCACCAUUUUUAGAGUGUAAUGCAUUUAAUGAACAUUUAGUAAAUACAAUUUUUGAAGUUAUGAUAUAUCAUGAUAAUAAAAUUAGAAAUUUGGAUACAAUUCAAAAAAAUAUAUUUGAUGAAUGUAGAAUAUUUUAA